Molecule: messenger RNA, 1014 nt
Organism: Chaetura pelagica (chimney swift)
Lineage: Eukaryota; Metazoa; Chordata; Aves; Apodiformes; Apodidae
Gene: OTUD3
Product: OTU deubiquitinase 3
Exons: 8
Coding region: 127-1014 (295 amino acids)
Biological process (GO): protein deubiquitination
Molecular function (GO): cysteine-type deubiquitinase activity
Source: RefSeq, a predicted model, not a curated record
CGAGCUCUUGGUCUCAAGCUGCGGGAGGUGCCAGGCGAUGGCAAUUGUUUGUUUCGGGCCCUGGGUGACCAGCUGGAGGGGCACUCAAGGAACCACCUCAGACACCGCCAGGAAACUGUGGAUUUCAUGAUGAAGCAACGGGAGGACUUUGAGCCUUUUGUGGAGGAUGAUGUGCCCUUUGAGAAGCAUGUUACCAACUUGGCUAAGCCUGGUACCUUUGCUGGCAAUGAUGCUAUUGUGGCCUUUGCAAGGAACAAUCAAUUGAAUGUUGUUAUUCAUCAGCUUAAUGCUCCUUUGUGGCAGAUUCAGGGCACAGACCAAAGCAACGUGAGGGAGCUGCACAUUGCGUAUCGUUACGGAGAGCACUACGACAGUGUGAGGAGGAUCAGUGAUGACUCUGAGGCUCCAGCCUGUCUUCAGAUGGACUUGCAGAUGCUUUGCAAAAAUGAUUUGAAAACAGAAGAGGAAGUGAAGCUACAGAAGGGUGACUCUGAAGAGAAGAAUGAAGUGGAAUUGGAAGAUGCUAUACAAAAAGUGUGUAAUGCAACUGGGCAUUCAGACAUUGAUUUGGUAAGCAAGAUUCUGGAAGCAGAAGACUACAAUAUAGAAUCUGCAACAUUUGCCAUCUUACAAGUGAAGGAAGUGGAAAAAAUCAGUGCUGAGGAGCAGUGUGAUCCCCAGAGCCAGGAUCAGAAAUGGUGUAACAAAACUCUGGGGGAGGAGAACGGAACUGGUUCAAGAAUCUUUGGAAAUGGGAGUUUGCAUCAAGAUAAAAUAGGACCCAAGAAAGGACAGGCUAGAUCUGAUGGAGAGAAUCGAGCUGGCAGGAGUCAGAAGGUGUGUAACAAACAGAAGAAGGAACAGCAGCGGCUGGAGAAGAAGAAGCGGCAGGAAGAAAGACAUCGCCAAAAGGUGUUGGCCAACAAGAGUGACUGUGCAGAGAGCAGCAGGGUAGGGACAGACUUAACCAACCAGGUCACCUUGGUGAAGGCCGUGGCAGCUCUAAACAUAUGA